GGCCCGAGCGACGCGGGCUCUCCAAUCUGCCAUUUUCUGCUUCGGGAGCCGUGGGAUACCCCGGCUCCUGUCUCCCUUUCCCUUUUCUCCUCCCCUCCCCGUCUCUGUCCUCUGCGCCCUCCCGCCACCGAGAGACCAUGGCCGCCGAGCCCGCUGCGAUCGCCGAGCUCGCCCCAGCCGACAAAGGGGAAGAGGAGGCCCCUGCUCCAUCCACAUCUGCAGAUACAACUGAUAGCAUGGAUGUGGACAGUGAGUCUAAGAAGCUGCUGGGCUUGGGGCAGAAACAUCUGGUAAUGGGAGACAUUCCAGCAGCCGUUAAUGCCUUCCAAGAAGCAGCUAGUCUCUUGGGUAAGAAGUAUGGAGAGACAGCUAAUGAGUGUGGAGAAGCCUUUUUUUACUACGGAAAGUCUCUUCUGGAGUUAGCAAGAAUGGAGAAUGGUGUGUUAGGAAAUGCCCUGGAUGGAGUCCCAGUGGAUGAAGAUGGAGAGAGAGCAGAAGAUCAAUCUAUGGUAGAGAGUACUGAUAACGUAGAGGAGGAAGCCAGGGGCGUAUUGAAAGAACAGGCCUCUGAUGCCCCGAAGGACCAAGCGCCAGCACAGAACUCCGAGGCCGAGGCUGAGGCCCCCGGGGGGAAGGUCGAGGAGGCGGCUGCGGCUGCUGCUCCUGCUGCCGACCCCAAAGAGGAGGCUCAAGAAAAUCCCGCAGAAGCCAAGAGCGGGGCAGUUGACGUGGAGAUGGAAGAAGUGGAGGAUCAGGCAGAAACAACCCCUAGAAGCCCUGAGAAGGCCCCAAGCACGGCCCAGGAGCCUGAGCCCGAGGCUGUGGCUGCUGCCGAGGAACCGGCAACGGGCUCAGAGGCCGCGGCUGCUGUGCCCCAGGAUGGGCAGCCAGAGGGAGAAGAGGAGGCCAGAGAGGAAGCAGUUGAGAAAGCAGUUGAGGAAAAACAGGCAGAAGCCAUUGUCAAAACAGAGGAAAGCCCCCAAGAUGCUUCUGAAGAGCAGCCAGGCCCAGCCCAAGAAGAGACAGGAGCUGAAGUUGGGGCAAAAGAAAAGGAAGCAGAUGGGGCCGGAGGGGAAGAGCCGAAGGCUGAGGAAGCCCCAGCAGCAGCGGUGUCGGAGACUGAGCAGGGAGGAGAAGAAGCCGCCCAGGCCACAGAGGAGCUGGCAGAGGCUGCAGCAGAGGAGGCAGUGGUGCCUGUGGAGGCCCAGGAACCUGCAGAGGCCCAGGCCGAGAUGCCAGGUGAGGAAAAGCCCGGUGAGGAGAAGCCCAGCAAGGAGAAGCCCAGCGAGGAGAAGCCCGAACAGCCCCCAGCGGCCACCCAGGAAGAGGGUCAAGAUAGCAUCGCUGACCCAGAGGAAGAGCGCCCUGCAGAAAACCAGGCUGCCCCCGAGGCCAAACCUGCAGCAGAGGCCCAGCCUGCCCCUGAGGGGCCCGAAGGCACCCCAGAAGACACAAAGGCAGCUGGCGAUGGGCCAGAGAAGGGCCCUGAAGACCAAGAGGCUCUAGGAGCACCCUCCGAAGAAAAAGAUGAGCAGAUGGAAGAGGAGGAGGAGGGAGAAGAAACUGAAGGCUCUGAAGAGGAGGAUAAGGACAAUGAGAGAGAGGCCGAAGAGCCCGGGAGCGAUUCCAAACUGGAAAACAAGGAGAAUGAAGAUGAGGACAUUGGAAACCUGGAGCUUGCCUGGGACAUGCUGGACUUGGCCAAGAUCAUCUUUAAGAGGCAGGAAACAAAGGAAGCCCAACUGAAUGCCGCUCAAGCUCAUCUGAAGCUGGGAGAAGUGAGCGUGGAAUCAGAAAAUUACAGCCAGGCCAUAGAGGAAUUCCAGGCCUGCCUGGCCCUUCAGCAGAAUUACCUGGAGGCCCACGACCGGCUGCUGGCUGAGACCCACUACCAGCUGGGCCUGGCCUACUCCUACAACAGCCAGUACGGGGAGGCCGUGGCGCAGUUCACCAAGUCUGUGGAUGUCAUCGAGAAGAGGCUGGCCAUGUUGAGUGAGCGCAUAAAGGCGACUGAGACGCCCUCUGCCGAGGACGAGAAGGAGGUGGAGGAGCUGAAGGAGCUGUUGCCCGAGAUCAAGGAGAAGAUUGAAGACGCCAAGGAGUCCCAGAGCAGUGGGAACGUCGCUGAGCUGGCCCUGAAGGCCACCCUGGUUCAGGCUGCAUCCGGAUUCACAUCUAGCAGUGGGAGCUCUUCAGCCUCAGGGAUCGCGGCCCGGAGACCCACAGAUGGUGCUGCUACGACGUCCUCCAACUGUGUGACCGACAUUUCCCACUUAGUCAGAAAAAAGAGGAAACCGGAAGAAGAAAGCCCCCGGAAAGAAGCUGAAGCUAAGAAGCCCAAGCCGGAGCCAGCUGUCAAUGGUGGGGGUGGGGGUGGGGAUGGGGAUGCUGCUGCCACUAGUCAGAAGGAAGCCACAGAAGCCAUGGAGACAGAGGCUGAGAACCAGACACCAGCCGAGCCUGGAGCUGCCACCGUACAAAGCACCGCGUGAACCUUCCCGAGGGAGGCAGGAGGACCCCUCUUCUCUCGAAGGACGAUGCUUUUGUAUAUAAUGUAUUUUUUCACUUUUGGGGACUCUUUUUGUAUAACUUCAAUAAAGAUUGUACGCAAAGGUUGAA
Messenger RNA from Antechinus flavipes (yellow-footed antechinus), 2619 nucleotides. It is a transcript of the gene NASP, whose product is annotated as nuclear autoantigenic sperm protein. Gene Ontology annotation, cellular component: nucleoplasm. The transcript is spliced from 15 exons. Gene Ontology annotation, molecular function: histone binding. The coding region runs from base 138 to 2492 and encodes 784 amino acids. NCBI's taxonomy places the organism in Eukaryota, Metazoa, Chordata, Mammalia, Dasyuromorphia, Dasyuridae. The record is from RefSeq and is a predicted model, not a curated record. Gene Ontology annotation, biological process: CENP-A containing chromatin assembly; DNA replication-dependent chromatin assembly.